Messenger RNA from Musa acuminata AAA Group (dessert banana), 2798 nucleotides. RefSeq lists its product as uncharacterized. The record is from RefSeq and is a predicted model, not a curated record. The transcript is spliced from 9 exons. NCBI's taxonomy places the organism in Eukaryota, Viridiplantae, Streptophyta, Magnoliopsida, Zingiberales, Musaceae. The coding region runs from base 220 to 2256 and encodes 678 amino acids.
AUCUCCACCGGCGCCUUUGAGCAAUCCUUCCCUGUUCUCGCCCCUCCUCUCGUCGCGUCUCUUCUCUCUCUCUCGGUGGUUCUCUUCCGGCUUAUCCCUACGAUCAUCGCGAGCGCCCAGCAGAUGAACGGAGCUCUGGAGACUCCUCGUGUCGAAGAGUUUUAUUGGACAUAAAAGUGGAAUUAUUGGGACUAGCUGUUUUGGAAGUGUAAAGUCGAGAUGAUGGAUUAUCAGAACUUAAACUUCUAUCUCAAAAAGUCGAGAAAGGAACUUCAGAAAUUGUGCAAGCAGCAUGAUCUUCCUGCAAAUAGAAGCCAUGCUCAACUAGCCAAGUCGCUGGUUUCACUGUUUAAGAAAAGAAAUGCCAGUUCAGCAUCAUCACUGGAGAAAUCAACUAAUUCUAAGGAUGGAAUUUCCAAAAAAUCAUUUGUAUUAGAAACAAAAGUCAAACAAACAUUCAUUUCUCUGGACGAAUCAGCCGGAGGACUGUUUGGAAGAUCAAAUUCUUCUAUGGUUAAUAUACAUGGACGGUCUUCUAGCGUUAGUGAAAUUCCAGGUGAAAGUAGAUCACUCUGUCAGACUGGUAAUCAAAUGAAACUUAUUGGCCAUAUGGUCAAUCUAACUUCUGAAAAGCCACAAACAUGGCCUGCUAAUAAUAAAGGUACGGAAGGUUUUGGAUCUUCUUCUGAGCAUUGUAACAUGGGAACAAUAUCUUGUGUUGCUGCUGAUAUCCAAGAAAUUGCAACAAAUCGACUUCAUGGUCUGGAUUGCAAGGAAGCGAGUUUCAGAAGUGCAUCUGGAAAAUUGUUGGAUCAUAGAAAUCCAGAGGAGAAAUUAACCCAGGAUGCUAUUACAAACAGUAGAACUUGUAAUACCAUUCCUGUACCAUGUGAACAUAAUAAACCUCAGGAAUACUCCAUGGAAAGUGGGUUUGUAUCUGCUGAUGAAAUUUCUACAAGAACCCCUUCACUUCAAUUCUUUGUGAUGUCAGAGGAGGGAAUUAAUUUAUAUGUUGAUUUGAAUUCUAGUCCAUUAGAAUGGAUCAAUAGCUUAAAGGACGAAGUGUGUGUCCAUCAAAAUGCAGAACAUCAUGAGUCAAUGACUCUUUCAAAAGAUAUUAGUGGUUCACCAGAAGAUGAUCAUAUGAAAAUUUCACCAUCUGUUGACAGUGGGAUGCACCUUCAGUGUGUUGGAGUUGAUCGGAACACUGGUUGUACUAAUUCAUCAUUGAGUUCAGUUGUCAGUGAGAAUUGCAAUUCUGAGGCUUACCCACCUGACACAACUGUGGUGACAUCUGGAUCUUCUGUUUUGACAUCAGGCAGUGUUCCUGCUGGCUUAUCAGGUUUGGAGGAGAAUCAAGUGGUUUCAUCUUCUUGUGCAGCUUACUCAGUUCAAAACAACGUGGCAUCUGAUAUUGCAUCUUGUCCUCAAGAAGGUACAGUGUUAAUUCAAGACUCUAUUGAUGCUUCCUUUGCAAUGGUCAAAGGCAAUGCAUCACUUCCUGAUGCUUCUACAAAAUCUAUUGAUAACAAGGAUGUUGGUGCCAUUACUCCUGUUACAACUGAUGGCUUCAUUUCUAAGACUGCAUGCAUUGAUUUUGUUGGUGUUGAAGAUAAUGCUGUAUCUAAUACAUUGAGUGACGUUCCUGAUAAAAGUAACCUUCCUAUGUCCAAGGAUAUACAGAAUAGUACAGACACUAAUCAUUAUGGCCAUCUUAAUAAUUAUAGUAGAGCAUGUGAAGACUCAAUUAUGCAUGCCACCGACGAGCUGCCAGAGAAUGCCAGUCCACACGAAGGGUUGCCAAAUUCUGUUCAGCUUAUUGGACCGAUGGUACCAGAUGGUCCAAUGGCCGAUGCACAGUCAGAGGUGGGGGCAGCAGUUGGCCUUCUCUAUCAACCAGUAUGUGUUAACUCUGGAACGGUGAAUCCUGAGGAUCAAACUUCAACGUUUCAAGAUGAAUCGGGUCACAGCACACCAUUGAGGGGAAAGGACACUUCAGAAUGUUCUGGAGUGCAGACUUCCCUAGACAAUUGUUCCAAGAGAUCUAGCAACGUAGAGUUUCCUGAGGAGAUCCAUGUUAAGAGGCAGCACACUUGUGAAAAUAUGAGUGGGACAAUCAUGGACUUAAAAAGCACUAAAAGUUCAGCCAAGGAAGCAAUGUCUGAUGAGGUUGUUAUACCUAGGCGUUCCACAAGGCUUGUCUCUAAGGGAAAAAUAAUCUGUUUAAAGAGGUCAAGAGAUUUUGGAUGUAAAUGACCAUUUUAGUUUUUGAACACUGUAAAAUCCAUUGCAUGUCACAAACGACUGUUCCUGUACUGUGUUACAGUUGCCAUUUGUUGUUUGCUCCAGAGACCAAGCUUUCUAUUUGAACUUCAAAAAACAACUUUAAACACUGAACCAACUCCAGCGCCUGUCAUCAAGAGGAUUGUAGGCCAUGAGGGUUCCAUGUAGAAUCUUGAAAUAACACCCAGAUGGCAACAGCAUUGCAUCAUGGAAUUGGUUCAAGACCAGCAUCUGAAAUUCCAUCCUAUCCCUUCUAAGUUCCUGGUAUUUCACAAUGCAAAGGGAACAAGCCCUCUCAAAAUCAACUUUGUAUUUAUGUUUAAUGUUGCUAGACAUUCAUACAGGUCGAUCAUUUUUCAAUAACAUAGAAGACUUGUAUUGUAUGUGUUCAUUACUUGUACACUUCAUUAUAAGUUUCAGAUCAGUUAUUUAACUGAUAGUUGAUGUGUAAUGAAAUACUGAUAUGGAAUUUGAUGGAUUAAGUUUCUGAUUAAUGUUAAUUCUAUAUUACUAGA